Molecule: messenger RNA, 4378 nt
Organism: Equus caballus (horse)
Lineage: Eukaryota; Metazoa; Chordata; Mammalia; Perissodactyla; Equidae
Gene: MBTPS2
Product: membrane bound transcription factor peptidase, site 2
Biological process (GO): regulation of transcription by RNA polymerase II; regulation of response to endoplasmic reticulum stress; membrane protein intracellular domain proteolysis
Cellular component (GO): PcG protein complex; membrane; transcription regulator complex
Molecular function (GO): DNA-binding transcription factor activity, RNA polymerase II-specific; protein binding; RNA polymerase II cis-regulatory region sequence-specific DNA binding
Source: RefSeq, a predicted model, not a curated record
GACAGCUUGGUUCCUGCGCGGAUGCUGGGGCUGUAGGCGCCGCGCUGUCAGCUGGCUGAGGCUCUAAGGGAGAAGGACGUCGGGGCUCGCCUUCCCUCCGCUACUUCCGCCGCUGUCAUGAUUCCGGUGUCGCUGGUGGUGGUGGUGGUGGGCGGCUGGACUGCCGUCUACCUGACCGACUUGGUGCUGAAGUCAUCAGUGUAUUUUAAGCAUUCUUAUGAAGACUGGCUGGAAAACAACGGAUUGAGCAUUUCCCCUUUUCACAUCAGAUGGCAAACUGCUAUUUUCAAUCGUGCCUUUUACAGUUGGGGACGGCGGAAAGCGAGGAUGCUUUACCAGUGGUUCAAUUUUGGAAUGGUGUUUGGCGUAAUUGCCAUGUUCAGCUCUUUUUUCCUCCUGGGGAAAACGCUGAUGCAGACUUUAGCACAAAUGAUGGCUGAUUCUCCCACCUCUUAUUCUUCCCCCUCUUCUUCCUCUUCUUCCUCCUCCUCUUCUUCCUCCUCCUCUUCUUCCUCUUCCUCUUCUUCACUUCACAAUGAACAGGUGCUACAAGUUGUGGUUCCUGGUAUAAAUUUACCGGUCAACCAACUGACCUAUUUCUUCGCUGCAGUCCUCAUUAGUGGUGUUGUACAUGAAAUUGGACAUGGGAUAGCAGCUAUUAGGGAACAAGUACGAUUUAAUGGCUUUGGGAUUUUUCUCUUCAUUAUUUAUCCUGGAGCAUUUGUUGAUCUGUUCACCACUCAUUUGCAACUUAUAUCACCAGUCCAGCAGCUAAGGAUAUUUUGUGCAGGUAUCUGGCAUAAUUUCGUCCUUGCACUCCUGGGUAUUUUAGCUCUUGUUCUGCUCCCUGUAAUUCUCUUGCCAUUUUACUACACUGGAGUCGGGGUGCUUAUCACUGAAGUUGCUGAGGACUCACCUGCCAUUGGACCCAGAGGCCUUUUUGUGGGAGACCUUGUCACCCAUCUACAGGAUUGUCCUGUUACUAACGUGCAGGAUUGGAAUGAAUGUCUAGAUACCAUCGCCUAUGAGCCCCAAAUUGGUUACUGUAUAAGUGCGUCAACUUUACAGCAGUUGAGCUUCCCAGUUAGAGCAUACAAACGGCUAGAUGGUUCGACUGAAUGCUGUAACAAUCACAGCCUUACAGAUGUGUGCUUUUCCUACAGAAAUAAUUUUAAUAAGCGUUUGCAUACAUGUCUACCUGCUCGGAAAGCAGUUGAAGCCACUCAAGUUUGUAGAACCAAUAAAGAUUGUAAAAAAAGCUCAAGUUCAAGUUUCUGUAUAAUUCCUUCUUUGGAAACUCAUACUCGCUUAAUAAAAGUGAAGCACCCGCCUCAAAUCGAUAUGUUGUACGUAGGACAUCCACUACAUCUUCACUAUACAGUGAGUAUCACUAGUUUUAUCCCACGUUUCAACUUUCUAAGCAUAGAUCUGCCUGUGGUUGUGGAGACAUUUGUCAAGUACCUGAUUUCCCUCUCAGGAGCUCUGGCUAUUGUUAAUGCAGUGCCCUGCUUUGCUUUGGAUGGACAGUGGAUUUUAAACUCUUUCCUGGAUGCCACCCUUACCUCGGUGAUUGGAGACAAUGAUGUCAAAGAUCUGAUAGGAUUUUUUAUCUUGCUUGGUGGCAGUAUACUUUUGGCUGCUAAUGUGACCCUGGGACUCUGGAUGGUUACAGCACGGUAAUAUUUGCACUCAUCUGACAGAAUCUCUGAGUUACAAUAUACAAUCCUGAAAACCUUACUUGCUAUGAAAUAUAAAGUGUUUCCUUAAGAUUACAUUUUAGCCAACCACUUUAAGCUCCUCCUAUAUCAGAGUUAUCUGAACUCUGGGAUGGGGAAUAAACAGAAGAAAUGAAAGGCAUAGUCUCUGACUACAUUCUAGUUUUAAAGACUGAACUUACAAACUUCAGAUGCUUGUGGAACAAUUUCUAAACAAGUGCAAAUUCAUGUUAAACCACUUUGUGUGACUAUAUACCAUGUUGAAGUAAUGUAAAAGAAAACAGAAUUGGGUGGAAUUAAUUGGCAAAAACUUCUUGAAAAAGCAUCAUUAAUCCAGAUUUGAAGGCGACCAGACUUUGGCCAAGUGGAAAGGUGAGCAUUUUCUUGGCCUAUAUCUCUUGUCCUUUGUCUUGUUUGAAAAGUAUUUUAAAAUUUAAUAGUGUAUUAUUUUAUACUCUGGUAACUGAGGUCUGAUUAUAAUUAAAUUAAUAAAAUUCUAUAAAAGAAUCUGCUGACAUGAAAGGGAAAAUCUUUGUCAAAUGAUACCAAAUAAGUGAACAAAGUAGGAAGUGGGGCCUACAAUAUCAUGAGACGUGUUUUGCCUCACAAGAGUUGCCUCUUUGUUAAUGUAUCCCCCUACCCUCAUAAAGCAGCACUGGCCUUGACAUUCCGAGUGAACUACAGGAAGUGUCUCCUACCUGCUGCAUGUGAGCUGAGGCAGCCAGGGUUGAACCUCAGAACUGAGCCGUGUCUUCCAACAAAUCACAAGACAGAUCACAGGACUUUCUGCAGUCCUGGUUACCAUUCUCUACAGAGCUUUGAAGCUUGGAACCCUUCCAGGGUAGACAUUUUCUCUUGUGCUGCUGCGGCUAUCAGGGGGCUAGCUCCUGGGUUCCUGUCUUCAAGAAGCAACUACCUUAAGCGCUGAACCAUACUCUGUCCUCACCAGAGGCUCCCGUGUUUCUCAGUGUUGGGUAAUUAAACACCUAGUCCUUGCUUUCCAUCUUUCCCCUAAGCUACUUCUGUGGGUCCACGGAAGACUUGGUAGUACAGUGAGAAUGGCUACAAACAUGGAUUUGCCAGAGCCUGGGAACUGACUUUUGAGCCCCAAAGAGCCCACCCUAGUUCAAGGUCCUUUGGACUGGAGAUGCAGCCUUGGGAGAUCUGUGAAGUCAACAAACCACUGCGAAGCUAUUGGUCUUCGAAGUGUAUGAGCAUGUCGUUUCUUUGAUGAAAAAUAUGUUUCUCUCGUACACUCAAACGUUAACAGUCACGUAUCCAACUUCUUCACUAAGUGAGGUGUUCCAUGGAGUUCACCUUUUUCAGAUCAUUGCGUUGCUCUUCAGGCACUAAAACUUUUUAAUCAUUUUUAAGAAACUCUUUAGAUUCUAUUAAAAAUAUGUCUGUCUUCUUAAACAGAAAUUAUGCAUUGAAUAUCAUUUUAACAUUUUGUUAAUAACUCAAGGUCAUCAGUUAUUACCAUUACUGAAACCAUGCAAUUAUUGGUUUAUCCCAGGGAAAAGGCAUUUGUUCUAUUCUUAGGCAGCCAGUCAAUCAAGAUUAAAGUGUAUUAGCAGAGUGAUGCUCAGACCUGUUCAGAGCUUGGGGAAUGCCAUUAAAUACUUACAUAAUUAAUUCAGUUACAUGAACUAAGCAGUUUACUAAUGAAAAUGUUGUCUAUGUUCAGGUCAGUUGUUUAAAAAACAGAAAAAAAUUUAGUAGAGGAAAUCCUACCCAUUAACUUUUCCUGGGUGAGAAAAAAAGCAAACACCUCAUUUUCUUGUAGCUUUUAAACACCUGGUCUGUUGCUCCAUAGGGUCAGGAUUUGGGAACCACUCUAAUAGGAUAUUGAGCAGAUCAGUCCCAUUUGUAUAGAAAUGGUCUCAUCGUGUGAAAAAGGAAAUGUUACGUGUUGUCUCUUUAGCUUGAUUGUGGGUACUUUUAGAGCAAGGACCAUGUCAUGCUCAUCUCUGCAUCCCUAGCACAGUGCAUGAGACAUCAAAAAUACUUAAUAAAUGCGGUUGAAUGGAUGAUGAUUCAUGUUAUUUAUGCACUAGAAAAGCAUGUUUCUAUUUAAGUAAGCUGUAAAAAGUAUUAUUGAAUAUUUACUGUAAAUAUAUGUUAACAUAAAAAAAUGAGAGGUCUUUGUGUCCCUGAUAUAUUAUCAUCUUUAUGAAAAUAAUCCUUUUUGGUUUCUGUAGAGCAAUUAGAAAAAUGAAUUAUUUUGAGGAUUUGAAGAAAGUGUUCUUUUUGUGAUGUCACUUUGUUCCACAGUAAAACUUUAUUUUCAGUGUUCCUACUCUUCAUUGUUUACAUUUUUGAGGGUUUUUUUAAAAUCACCUACAAUCUGUAAAGAAUGUAUAUAUUCUUUUCAGCAUCUCAGUUUGAAAAGACAUGCCGUUAAACUUGACCUUUUGAUAAUCGCUCUUAUAGGUCAUUGUCUGUUCUAACAGUAAAUUGUAAACAUCUGCUUCAUGGAUAUGUGGCUCUCAGCCAUUAUUUUGUCCUGUGGUAUUUAUUGAAUGUCCACAUUCUAAUGGUGCACAGAUAUUUUUCUAUAAAUCUUUCGACUGUUCUGUAAUUCAUUCUUAGGAUUUAACUUGAAGAUACCACAGUUGCUGGCAUUUGAUGUUUAGCAAUAAAAGAAUAAAUGUGUACCAGCA